AUGGACCCCACAGCCGCAAAGGCUCAUGUUCCAGCACCGGAAUAUUUCGAGUAUACGUCACGGGAUGCAAUCAUCUAUGCUCUAGGAGUUGGCGCUCAGACAAAGACCGACCUCCGGUAUGUCUACGAAAUGGCCGAGGAUUUUGUACCGUUACCAACUUUCAUCGUAGCACCGGGCCUUAAAGCUGCUGGUAUCAUGGACUGGCCAGGUAUCGAGUUUGACUUGGCACGAAUUUUGCACGGAGAGCAGUACAUUGAAGUGUACGGGCCAUUGCCGUCGGAAGCAAAACUGCGCUCAGAAGCGCGCGUUGUCGACAUCCUUGACAAGGGCUCUGGUGCAUUAAUCCUAUCCGAAGUCACCACUUAUGACAACGCCACCGGCAAAAAGCUGGCAAUGCAGCAAGUCUGUACCUUCCAAGUGGGCUCGGGCAAAUUCGGUGGUCCCAGAACUAGCUCACAUGAAAAACCAGCGGCCGAAAUACCAACCCGACAACCAGAUGCUGUAUUCGAAGAGAAGACCUCUGUUGACCAGGCAACCUUGUACCGAAUGGGCUCUGGCGAUCUCAAUCCACUUCAUAUUGAUCCGACAUUUGCCACCAUGUCAGGAUUCAAACAGCCAAUCCUACACGGCCUUUGCUCUAUGGGAUUCGCUGCUCGUCAUGUUAUAAGUGGAUGGGCAGAAAAUGACGCCACGAGAUUCAAAGCACUCAAGGUACGAUUUCAUCACGGUACAUACCUGGACAAGACGCUUGCGACGGAAAUCAUGCGAAGCGACGGAAAUCGAAUCAUUUUCCAAACGGAAGGUUAA
Cooperia oncophora is the source of this 807-nucleotide messenger RNA. Lineage: Eukaryota; Metazoa; Nematoda; Chromadorea; Rhabditida; Trichostrongylidae. The record is from the annotation of a GenBank genome assembly.